Molecule: messenger RNA, 924 nt
Organism: Trypanosoma rangeli
Lineage: Eukaryota; Euglenozoa; Kinetoplastea; Trypanosomatida; Trypanosomatidae
Product: methylthioadenosine phosphorylase
Exons: 1
Coding region: 1-924 (307 amino acids)
Biological process (GO): nucleoside metabolic process
Cellular component (GO): cytosol
Molecular function (GO): S-methyl-5-thioadenosine phosphorylase activity
Source: RefSeq, a predicted model, not a curated record
AUGGCUCAGUGCAGCAACCCACACGGAAGCCCCGUGCUUGUUGGCAUCAUGGGCGGAUCGGGCGUUUACCACCUGCACACCUUGGGCGACGCGAAGUACUACGCCAUCGAUACCCCCUUUGGGCGGCCAAGCGCCGAUGUCUGCGUGGCGACGGUCGGGGGCGUCCAGUGCGCAUUCCUGCCGCGCCAUGGCGUGGGGCACACAGUGAACCCGUCCGAGGUGAACUACCGCGCCAACGUGUACGCGAUGAAACUGCUCGGGGUACGCUACCUCAUUGCCAUCAACGCCGUUGGCUCUCUUGCCAGUGAAUACAAGCCUGGCGACCUCGUGUUGGUGGACCAAAUCAUUGACCGCACCACGGCACGCAAGUCGACAUUCUUUGAAGACGGCAUCGUCGUCCACUGCGACUACGCCUUCCCUAUCUCGGAGGCCUUUCGCACUCUCGCCCGGGAUGUCCUGCACCGCACGUUUCCCGGCCUUGCCACAGGGACGGAGGGGUGGAAGCUGCACGAAAGCGGCACAAUUGUAACGAUGGAGGGGCCGCAGUUCAGCACCAAGGCGGAGUCCCUCAUGAACAAGCAGCUGGGCGGGCACCUGAUCGGGAUGACGACGGCACCGGAGGCGAAGCUGGCACGCGAGGCGGAGAUGGCGUACCUCGUCAUCGCCAUGGUGACCGACAUGGAUGCCUGGAGUGAUGCCCCCCAUGUUCUUGGGGCGGAGGUACAGAAGACGAUGGCGUUGAACGUUGAGAAGACGCGGAAGUCUUCAUUGGAGCUCAUUACGGCCGUGGGUGCCGCUCCCUUUGCGGAUCCCGCGCACAGUACGCUGCAGCACGCCAUUGCCACCGUCCCGUCCGCUGUAACGAAGGAGGUGCGGGAGCGACUCGCCCUGCUCCUGGCGAACUACCCGAGCUUUGCCCCAUGA